UAAUAAGUCGUAUUCUGUGUUCGUUAUUAUUAAAAUGGAAUUGAGCAGUAAUGUUAACCACUGCUAUACAAACACAGAAGUUGAACCUUCGAGCAAGCCGCCUCCACACCCACCACCGAACAAGAAGAAAUACACUCUCCACGCAGACAAGGACAGUUAUGAUUUUGUCGCUCACAGGUCUACCAGAAAGCCAACUAAUACCUUAGAAUCAAUAGGGCAUCUUGUAAAAGGUUGUUUGGGUGGUGGAAUUUUGGGUAUACACGAGGCUUAUAUGAAAUGUGGAUUGUGGAGUUCUCUCGUUAUUACAAUCGUCUUUGGAUUUUACAUUACGUACUGCGUGCAUAUUCUGGUGAAAUCGGCACAAAUAUUGUACAAAAGGCUGCAUGUACCAGAGAUGUCAUAUCCUGAUGUCGCUGAGGCGUCAUUGGAGAUAGGACCGUUCCCAAAACUAAGGAAGUACAGCAAAUGGUUCAGAUACGCAGUAGACUUGAUUAUCUGCAUAGACCUGUUUGGGGCCUGCUGCGUCUACCAAAUCAUCAUAGCGAAGACCAUUAAACAGCUGAUCGGGGGCAAUGAGGGAAUCGAUUCAGAAAACCUGAAUUACUUGAGGCUUUACAUCUUAGCUCUAUUAGUUCCAAUACUUCUGUUAUGCAUGAUCACAACACUGAAAUACUUAGCGCCUUUCACUCUCCUCGCUGAUGUGUUCAUAGUUGCGUGCGUGAUAGCGACGGUAGUGUACAGUCUACGUUCAGCGCCGGAUAUCUCGACGGUUCCAGCUUGGAAAGAUGUCAUAGGGUUCUUUGAAUUCUGCGGAAUCGUCGUCUUCAGUAUGGAGGGCAUCGGUGUUUCGCUUCCAAUUGAGAACAAUAUGAAAGAGCCAAAGAAGUUUCCAAUAAUCUUAAGUGCCGGUAUGACCGUGGUGGUGUCGUUUUUGAUAGUAGUUGGCUUUUUCGGAUACUGGGGCUUUGGCGAAAGCUCCAGGUCGCCUGUUACUCUGAAUUUUCCAUCAGAAAUUUUCGCUACAAUAAUGAAGUGCCUAAUGGCUGUCAUGAUCUUCGUGACCUUCGCCUUGAACUUCUGGGCUCCUUUCAAUUUGGUAUGGCACUAUGUGUCCAAAAAGCACGACCCUAAAAAGCACUGGCUGUGGGAGAGACUAUACCGAGGCUCAUUCAUUAUUGUCAUCACAGCCAUUGCUAUCGCCUUCCCCAAUAUUGGAAAUUUGAUGGGAUUGCUAGGAGCGUUCUGCCUAUCCAACAUGGGCUUUAUAUUCCCAGCUAUCAUAGAGCUGUUAGUUGUUUGGGAGGAUCCGGGUCUCGGGAAAUACCGAUGGCGUUUAUGGAAGAAUGUAUUCGUUUUGUUAGUAGGAAUCCUCCUUUUCAUAGCGGGUACUUAUUCAAACGUGAAAGGUUUGAUAGCUAACUUAUAGCUCGAAUGA
Messenger RNA from Bombyx mandarina (wild silkworm), 1435 nucleotides. Its product is annotated as proton-coupled amino acid transporter-like protein pathetic. NCBI's taxonomy places the organism in Eukaryota, Metazoa, Arthropoda, Insecta, Lepidoptera, Bombycidae. Gene Ontology annotation, biological process: amino acid transmembrane transport. The record is from RefSeq and is a predicted model, not a curated record. Gene Ontology annotation, molecular function: L-amino acid transmembrane transporter activity. Gene Ontology annotation, cellular component: vacuolar membrane.